CAUGGUCAGGUGCUGUAGUAAUGCAGGACAAUAUAACGAAAGCUUUUUAGAAAUCUGCAGGUGUCAGGUCCUGUAAGGCCUGCGAUAGGGAGUUAACAGUGUAUUUUAGGGUUCGUUUUUUAAAGAGGUGCGUAAUAAGAAAUCCGUCAUGGAGGAGAUGACGAUAUGGGAGCAGCACACGGUCACGUUAUCGAAAGAUUCCAGGGUGGGCUUUGGUUUUGCUGUCUCAGGUGGGCUGGACAAACCCAACCCAGUGAACGGGGACGCGGCAGUAGUGGUUUCUGAUGUGAUUCCCAGUGGUCCCGCCAUGGGCCGACUUCAGACGCGAGAUCAGAUUGUUAUGGUGAAUGGUGUGUCGAUGGAGAACGUCACUUCGCUGUACACCAUUCAGAAUCUAAGGAACUGUGGGAAGACGGCCAACAUUACUGUGAAGAGGCCGCGCACAAUCCAGAUUCCUGCCAGCAACAGACCCACUCGCUCAGCCUCGCAGUCCAACAUUUUAGACGAUAAUGGACCUCAGUACAAGGGUCAGCGGGGCACCGACACCACUCGCACCCGCCGGGCCCGAAGCGUCACUCCUGACCGCAAUGGCCACGAUCUGCCCAUCACAUCCGGAUACAAGCGGCUGCCCAAUCAGGACGUCCAGAACAAACCCAUCAAGACCACUCUGAUUAAGAAGAAGCCCACAGACGAGUAUGGAAUGAAGCUGGGGAGCCAGAUCUUCAUCAAGCACAUGACUCCUACCGGUCUGGCUGCCAAAGAAGGCUCGCUUCAGGAGGGAGAUCUGGUUUUAAAGAUUAACGGCAUGACCACGGAAAACCUGUCUCUGCUGGAGACAAAGCACUUGGUGGAGAAGUCCAGAGGAAACCUGACCAUGCUGGUGCUGAGAGAUGACAGAAAGUUCCUGGUCAGCAUCCCUGAAGUGGAGGACAGUCCUCAAAACAGCUCCGAUGAGAGACGGGAGGACAGCAGCUCUGAGCUGGAGGAAAUUUCAGACCUGGAUUCGGACCUUCCCAUUACAAACCGAGCAUCCCGUCGCAAAGACCGAAAAUCUAACAGAAACCGGGCUGAUCCUGUGUCAAAAAAACUUGAAUCUCCUCCUCUGCGCUCAACUCUCACAAGACCUGCUCAGUCUAUGCCUCCUCGCAGAGUUCCCUCUGAGUCUGAAUCUGAUCGUAGCAACUCUCCUCCACCAUCAAGACAUGACACUCUCGAUCACAGAAACAAGGUUCUCUCUGGGUACUCCACACUGCCAAACCCUCGAGCUUCACCCAUCACCUCCUCCACCACAUCCCGGCCUCGCAGAGCCGUUUCUGAGUCAGAUUCAGACCGGAGCGCAUCUCCACCGCCCAGACGUGAGAGUCCCAGACCUGAUAACCACUCCAGAUACAAGGUGCUUCCUGAUCUCCCUCCUCCAGGUUUAAAGCCUUCGGCUCUCAGCAUGUCUCAGGAUUUUCCUCGCCGCAUGGCUUCACCUUACAGGCCUCCACCUAGAGAUGCAUCAGAGUCCGAAUCGGACGAAAGUGCCAGACCUCAACGCAGACAGGGGACUCCGGCCAGCCAAGAGUCCCGCAAUAGAUACAGGGCUGCCCCUGAAGUUAAGGCAGGAGCGGUAAUGGAGCCCCCAAAAUGGGCGAAACCCUCAACUCCUGCACAGAGAGCUCCUUCAGAAUCUGAAUCAGAUGGAAGUUACAACUCUCCACCCAGACAAGCUCCGUCUCCAGUCAGUAAAAGCUCCAGAAUCAAAGGGCCUGAAAUGCAAAUGCCAAUCACCAGCAUCCGACAGGAUCCCCCACUCAGAGCCGCUCCUGCCAGACCACCUCCUGAAGAUUCCUCUGACUCAGAAAGAGCCCCGUCACCUCUCAGGAAAUCUGACAGUCACAACAGCGAUCACAGUUUCCCACGUGCUAAUGGGACUCUCCGCUCGAACGUCUCCAUCCCCAACCACACUGCUCUUACUUCUAAAGCUGUAGAAGAACCACUUUAUGUGCUUCCACCAGACGCAGUGCCAACACCAAACCUGGGGUACAGCUCCGAUCAGAACCACAUUAGCUUUGUGAAGGAAGGCAGUGUCGGCUUGAGACUUGUGGGAGGGAAUGAUGUUGGCAUCUUUGUCGGUGGUGUCCAGCCUAACAGUCCAGCCCAAAAGCAAGGCAUGACAGAGGGUGAUCAGAUUCUGGAGGUAAAUGGCAUGGACUUUAACCAUUUCACCAGAGAAGAAGCAGCGAUGUACCUCAUGAACAUCCGUGGUGGAGAGCGUAUAGAUAUGCGGACUCAGAACAAGGCAGACAUCUACAAGAAGAUUCUGAAGUCCAACCUUGGAGACUCUUUCUACAUCCGCACGCACUAUGAUCACGUGGCGGACAGCAGCGUCGGCUUGAGCUUCACCAGAGGUGAGGUGUUCAGAGUAGUGGACACUAUGCAUCGAGGGAAGCUGGGAAGCUGGUUAGCUGUGCGCAUGGGGAAUGAUCUACACGAACUGGACAAAGGGACCAUUCCUAACCAGACCAGGGCUGAAACUCUAGCCAAUUUGGAGCAGGCACAGAGAAUUAGUGCAGCUGAACGUCAGGCGUCUGGCCCCAGGGCUGAAUUCUGGAAGCUACGGGGUCUCAGAGGGGCCAAAAAGAGUAACCGAAGAACCCGUGAUGACCUCUUGCAGUUGACGAUUCAAGGCAAAUUUCCAGCAUACGAGAAGGUCCUGUUGAAAGAGGCUAAUUUCAAACGUCCUAUCGUCAUCUUGGGACCUCUGAAUGAUAUUGCCAAUGAGAAACUGGCCCGAGAGUUGCCUGAUGAAUUUGAAGUUGCAGAAAUGGUAGCCAGGAGUGGAAAUGAUAGUUCAUCUAGUGUAAUCAAACUGGACACCGUAAGGCGGAUAGCGGAGCAGGACAAGCAUCCCUUGCUGGAUAUUACACCCACUGCCAUAGAAAGAUUGAAUUAUAUCCAGUACCAUCCUAUGGUGCUCUUCUUAGAUCCUCUUAGUCGGAAAGACGUGAAGUCUAUGAGGCAAAAAUACAUGCCAGGCUCUAGCAAGAGCUCUCGACGCCUUUAUGCCCAGGCUUUAAAGCUGAGGAAAAACUACAGCACUCUGUUUUCUGCACGUAUUGAUCUUCAGCCAAAUACAAACAUGUGGUAUGACGUUUUGAAAGACAAGAUUCGGCAACAGCAGUCUAAACCUGUCUGGGUUUCUGAAGUAGCGUUGGAAGGAGGCGCCGACGAAGAUCUUGACGCAUUUAAUCGAGCAAACAACUCUGACUACCUCAGCGGUGCCAGUGACUACGAGGACACUGAUGGUGAGGCCUUCACAGACGGUGAAGCCUACACGGACAAUGAAGACCUGGAGGAACCCUCAGGAGGCAUUGCCAGACACCGCAGCUCUGCGCUGGCUCGUUCCUCGGAGCCCGCCAGUGUUUUGAACCAUAGCCCUGAACCUCCCUAUAACCUACAUGAGGAGGAGGAGGAAGAGCCAGAGUACACCCUACCACCCAGUGAAGUACCUCCCAUCCUCCAUGUUCCAGAGCCCCGAUCUCCACGCCUUGUUGCUGGAAUACCUGAAGAACAAGAGGAUGUGCCCUCGCAGCGCAGUUUCACGGAUUCAGACUUCAGCAAUGAUGACAUAGUUCAGACACCUUCCGAUGCGCCACCCAACUUCAGGGCGCCAGAUCCCAAAGAUGUCCAGUCAAAGACUCCUCCAUUAUCAGCCAUAGAGGAGAGACUACAACAGGCUCGUAUGGCAGAACAGAUUGAGCCAGAAAGGAAACCUUCCCCUUCUUUUAUAGUACUCGCACAUCACGAAGCCAUGCAAAUGCGGAGGACACAAAUCCGAGGAAGCGACAGUGACAGCGACGAAAACGACAGAGAUGAAGACGAAUAUGAUGAAGCCGAUGACAUUGAAUGGGGACCUGCUACAGAGCUGUAAUAUACAUGGAUCACAGUACAUUAAGACCCAAAACGUGGAUAUGGACCUUUAAUCUGGACCUGUACAGUACAUUUUUUAAUACCAAACUUUUUAAUUGUCAGUGUUUUGUAUUGACUUUCGUAAUUUUGGAUCUAUUUGUGACCUGAAUUGCUUUAUUUUUGUGGGUCACAUUGUUUUAAUGGAUGUGCGAAAUAUUUCCUGUUGUUUUAAAAUAAAAAUAAAAACAUCUGGGUAUGUGUUACCAUCUUCAGCAACUAAAUAUAAUUUUUUUUAU
Danio aesculapii is the source of this 4190-nucleotide messenger RNA. RefSeq names its product tight junction protein 3 (gene tjp3). NCBI's taxonomy places the organism in Eukaryota, Metazoa, Chordata, Actinopteri, Cypriniformes, Danionidae. Gene Ontology annotation, cellular component: plasma membrane; bicellular tight junction. The record is from RefSeq and is a predicted model, not a curated record. The transcript has 31 exons. Gene Ontology annotation, biological process: positive regulation of blood-brain barrier permeability; establishment of endothelial intestinal barrier; cell-cell junction organization. The coding region runs from base 149 to 3916 and encodes 1255 amino acids. Gene Ontology annotation, molecular function: cell adhesion molecule binding.